UUUUAGGGUUUAAGCAAGAUGGAGAGGUAAGCGCGACCGCGAUGGCGCUGCGAUUGCUCUCUACUCUGUCCGGCGCCUCCAGGGUGAGGAUCCACAAUGCCGGGUGGAUCUCUAGGGCGGGGAUGUGUUCCUUGGCCAGCAUGGAGGAGCGGCUGCGAGCUGUGGUGGACGGGCUCGGAAGUUUUCUCCACUCGGAGAGGAAAAUGCCGGCGGAGGUAGCGCAGGCGAUCGCGGGCAAUGCGUCGACUUUCGCGAGACAGGUGUUGGAUUCCUUCGAGAGCGCGCAUGGGCAGAAUUCCAGCGCUGAGAUUAUAGCGGAGAAGAUCCAGGGCCACCUCGCGAAGAUGAGAGUCGACAAAGUCUUGCUCUUCUACGAGAGCAUUGGGAUGGAGUUGCCGGGAGAUGGUGAUCCGGAGAAGAUGGCCGUGAUGAGGACUAGAUACCAGCACGUCGUCGCUGUGACGGCGUUCUUGGAAGAGCUCAAGGUGGAGAGGAAGACCGUGGGAAAUCUUCUCGAGAAGAACAAGUUCUUGUUCGAGGCAAACACGUCCGAGGUUUUCAAUCUCUUCCAGUACUUGCAUACAAACGGUGUGGUGGCCGAGGGACUCCAGGUGCUGUGCUCGCGCUAUCCCGGGAUUUUCACUCCAUCCAUCAAGGACCACUGGGAGCCAUUCUUGCAAGUUUUACGUGACUUUGAGAUCCAGGAGCCCGCGAUGAGACGACUCAUCAAGCAUUUUGGUUUUUUGCUACUGGAGCUUCCGAAGAUCGACUACAUCACGACGCUGGAUUAUCUCCAGCUGGAUCUGAAUCUGGAGAAGCCUGAGAUCUCGAGAAUUCUCAAGAGCCACCCGGAGGCUUUACUUCUCGACUUCAACAAAACGAUGAAGUCCAAAGUCAAGUUUUUGAGAAGCCACAAGGUCCACCCGGCGGAUAUAGCUCGUAUCUUUGCACGGUGUCCGAGCAUAGUCGGCUACAGCGUUGACAGCCUCUCCGAGAAGAUCGGCUAUCUCCAAGGACUGGGACUGAGGCCGUGGAACGUGAGGCAGAUAUUGGUUGCUUUCCCGGCUAUUCUGGCGCACAGCGUUGAGAACAAGAUGAAGCCUACGGUGGCGUUUCUGGAAGGUGCCGGGAUCACGGGAGAGAAACUCUCGAAGCUGAUUGUCAAAAGGCCGGCCAUCUUCGCGAUUGACAACAAGGAGAAGCUUCCGAGGCUGUUGAAAAAUAUAGCGUACCUGGGGCCGGAUGGAAUGGUGCUGGCUUUGUGCUGGGGUGUCGCGGAAGGCAUCAGGCACAUGAAAUCGCGCCUCAAGUACCUGCAAAGCCUGGGAUUUAGUGGCGAGGAUUUGGUAAAGAUGAUAUCCAGGGACCCGCGGAUCCUGAAGAUAAGCAAGGAUGGACUGGAGACCAAAGUGAAGUAUCUUACGGAGGUAAUGGGAUUAUCACCGCAGGCGCUGCUGGGAAACCCGACUUUCCUCUACAGCCACUUUGAGCGGAGGAUAAAACUCCGUUACGAGGUUCUCAAGCUGCUCCACGACAGAGGCGAGCUCUCGCGCGAGCCGCAGCUUUCGCAGAUGCUGUACAUGGACAACAAGGAGUUUAUGGCGCGCUACGUGAAUCCAUAUCGGCCCUGCGUGACUUUGGCGAAGAAGCACUAUCGGAUGUUCCAGAGGAAACCAGACGGCGACCACCUGUUCAUGAUGAAGUACCUUGACGAGCAAAAGGAGUCGCCGCUGCCGGAGGGCACCUCGAGACCGUGACAAGCGGAACAAAACGCAGACGACCGGGUUUAAAGCAGUGUAAGCAGUCACAGGAUUGACGCAAUAUGCUAGCUUUACAGCAGCACCACUAAAGCAGUGGAAAACUCCACUAGGGAGUAGAAGCUGUGUUGUUGGAUGCCCAAGGAACCAGACGUCUUCAUCAUGCAGGUGAUGAUGCUGAGCACCGAGUGGGGACAGGUUCUUGCCAAAAGCUGUAGUUUUCAUAGAAUGCCACUGAACGGUAAAAGAAAAAAGGGAGAAGCAAAAACGCAAAGCUGUCUCGAGCGACGAGGAGCACGCACAUUCAAGAGAUUUGGACAGUGGCAUCGGGUAGUAGUAGAAUUGCUGGAAAAUGCUGUGAUCAAUGUCUUUCUGCUGAGCAGCCAUUGUUUGUGGCUGGUAUGUGUGUCAGGGGAAAGAAAGAGGAUGGCAUUUACAACAGGCUUUCGACUGGGGUUCGCUGCUGCGACUGAGCCACUGCUGCUGCUACUGCUGCCGCUGCUAAGUUUUCGAAAUAAAGCCAAUUUUGCUGAUUUGCUUUCCGGUGGCCGCUGAGACCAACGCGAUACUGUAGCUGGAGAUGACACAAAGACGUCCUCCUGCUGGGCCUUGGACAGACUGCGAGAACUAGGAAGUGGGCUGUUCCAACUCCUUAUUUUAUCAUCGCGAGACAGGAAAGCAUAGUCUAUUCAUUUCCAUUCCGGCUAAUAUUCCUCCACAUCUGGCUCCAGGAGAAGUUUGUUCCGUCGACUUUCUUUCCCCGGCUUGGGCUUCAGGUGCUGUCGAGUGGAACGCAAGAUACACUUGGUCCUCCACCAACACGCUUGUGGUGUGAUCUUCCCUGUCAUGCAUGCGGUUUGCAUUGACAGCCCCCGAGCGUUUGCUUUCAAAGCCAGCCGGGAAAACAAACAAGAGCUGGAUUCUACUGGGAGGGAAAGUGAGAGAGAGAGAGAGAGAGAAGGAAAAAAUCAAUUUUGAUCGCGGAGGUUUGAUUUGUGUACCAAUGUUAAGCUCAGUCUAAUCUUUGCACUGCGUUUGAUCGACGAA
Selaginella moellendorffii is the source of this 2804-nucleotide messenger RNA. Its product is annotated as transcription termination factor MTERF2, chloroplastic. The record is from RefSeq and is a predicted model, not a curated record. The coding region runs from base 42 to 1757 and encodes 571 amino acids. The transcript is spliced from 7 exons. Gene Ontology annotation, molecular function: double-stranded DNA binding. Gene Ontology annotation, biological process: regulation of DNA-templated transcription. NCBI's taxonomy places the organism in Eukaryota, Viridiplantae, Streptophyta, Lycopodiopsida, Selaginellales, Selaginellaceae.